CUGGAGUGACCGCCCAGUUCUGAAGGUGUCCGCCGGGUUGCAGUGGUCUCUGCAAAAAGUCCGUGCUGUUGUGGCAUCACCAUUAAAACCAGCGCGGGUUCCAAGGAGUAAAAUCCUCAUCAGAAAGUAUGCUGUGUCGUUGUCUUUUGUUCUGGAUCUUACUGCGUCGUGCAGAUUCCUUUAGCGUCACAGUACCCUCCAGUCCUGUUCUCGUGGUGCGUGGAGCCACGGCACUUCUUCCCUGUGAGUUUGAACCAAACUCUAACGCUUUGGUGAUCACAUGGCAACGGGAGGAAGACGCUCGGGUGGUCCACAGCUUCUACUACGAGAGAGACCAGCUCGAACGACAAAGCUCCGAUUAUUUCAACCGGACAAAGUUAAAUCACGAGGAAUUUACUAAAGGAAAUGCAUCCCUGAGUAUAGCCAGUUUUGGACUGAAGGAUGCCGGGAAAUACUUGUGCAUAGUGAGCAACAGCAAGGGAUCUGACAGAGGAGUGGUGCAUUUGGUUUACACAGCCUUCUAUUCCGAGCCGAGGUUAAGCAUCCUUCUCAAAUCCACCGAUGUGACUGUCCAGUAUGAGACGGAGGGCUACCCGAGGCCAGAGGUCAUGUGGCUGGGGUCAGGAGGUCAGAAUCUCACUGACCACCUAGAGGUUUCGUCUGCAUCAGACGGAGGACUGUUCUACUUAAAAAGCAGCUACAUAGCCCAGAGUCCAGCGUUCAAUGUCACAUUUACUCUAAAAAACCCUGCUGUGCAUCAGAAGCUACAGAGGCAUGUUAACGUCAGCUAUGAUGGGAACAUGAGCUCCAGAACUUCAGUUGUGGUUCUGUCUGUAUUGUGUGUUUUCCUCCUGUGCUCGACGGGUCUGCUGUUAUGGUUAUACUGUCGUGACGGGCGCAAAUGACCUCACGUCCAUACUGGACUCACAUGAAUUGCUGAAAAGUAACUACUGCUCUUCCAGUAGUGCCUCCAACAUUAUUUUUAGGUUUUUAUUAUAUUUAAAUGAAUACUGCUGCUCUACUAGACUUUAUGCAAUACAGAUUUGGGACAGAAACACAAGAAAUCAUUAAAGUUGAAGUGUGUGAUAUUUGUAGCAAUUACAUUGUGUUUGUUUCACUUUGCGGUCCUAAAAUCUUCACUAGCGACUAGAUGUUUAGUGAAACCAGAAAAAAAAGUCAAUUUCAGGCUUUUUAGAGCAUCCGUAAAAAUAUAAGUGAGAAUGCUAUACUAUAAUUAGAAUGUUUUACAGAAAUCAUAUCUUGCAAAAUUCAUGGCUUCUUUUGAAUGACAGUUUAUGGAAAACAAUGUUAUUAGAAACCUAAAGUGACAACAUCUGACAAUAACGUGACCAUGCUAACCAGCAUAACAACACUAGCAUCAAUUUAAGGAAGGACUAUCAAUCUUUAUCCUGUUUGCUACCACAGAAAUGAUACUCUUCAGCUUUACAAAUGACAGCUCAAUGAAGAGAGAUAUAUUUUAAAACACUGACUAUACAAAUGUUUGUUUAUGAAAUAUGCAUAUCACUGAAAGAAUAUUCAAGACAAAAUGCUCACUGUAUGCCUGCUGAUUUUGAAGAUUUUUACUACGCACAGCCUUGCUGGAGAAGUUUACUUUCGCUGUAGC
Molecule: messenger RNA, 1624 nt
Organism: Sinocyclocheilus anshuiensis
Lineage: Eukaryota; Metazoa; Chordata; Actinopteri; Cypriniformes; Cyprinidae
Product: CD276 antigen homolog
Exons: 4
Coding region: 129-905 (258 amino acids)
Biological process (GO): regulation of cytokine production; T cell receptor signaling pathway
Cellular component (GO): external side of plasma membrane
Molecular function (GO): signaling receptor binding
Source: RefSeq, a predicted model, not a curated record